Messenger RNA from Oryza sativa Japonica Group (Japanese rice), 1035 nucleotides. NCBI's taxonomy places the organism in Eukaryota, Viridiplantae, Streptophyta, Magnoliopsida, Poales, Poaceae. The record is from RefSeq and is a predicted model, not a curated record.
GCAGCACCGCCUCCGUUUCCCUACUUCAAGACACUUCCUCUCCACUCCUUCAUUCUCCAUCUUCCAUUCCCCAAAAAACCUCGCAAAACCCUCGGCCCUCACCCGCCGCCGCCGCCGUCGCCUCCACCGGUAAACGGCAGCAUGAGUCGGCACCCUGAAGUGAAGUGGGCUCAGAGGAUUGACAAGGUUUACAUAACUGUACAAUUAGCUGAUGCUAAGGAUGCUAAGGUCAAUCUGGAACCAGAAGGUGUAUUCUCUUUCUCUGCUACAGCUGGAACUGAUGGGAACUUAUACGAAUCAAAGCUAGAGUUGAACGACAAAGUAAAUGUUGAGGAGAGCAAAAUAAGUGUAGGUGUUAGGUCCAUAUUCUGUAUUGUAGAAAAAGCUGAGGCCAAAUGGUGGAAGAAGCUUGUUCGAGAUGAUCAAAAGGCACCACACUUUGUGAAAGUUGACUGGGACAAAUGGGUUGAUGAAGAUGAUGAUGGUGCUGAUGUCAACGUGGAUGGAAUGGACUUUUCGAAUUUUGGUGGCAUGGGUGGAAUGGGUGGAAUGGGCGGAAUGGGUGAUAUGAUGGGUGGCAUGGGUGGUAUGGGUGGCAUGGGUGGCAUGGCUGAGAUGAUGGGUGGCAUGGGUGGUAUGGGCGGUAUGGGUGGCAUGGGUGGCAUGGAUGAGUUCGAGGACGAGAGUGACGAUGAAGAAGAAGUGUCUAAACCUCAAGACGCAGAGAAGGCUGCUGAAGCCGGAAAAUCCCAGGAGUCGGACGCUAAAGCCGAGACAAGUUAGAGCAAUCGAAGGCCCCUCUACAUAAUUCCUUUCUCUGUUGCAUCCCGUCUUUUAUGGAUCUGGUGAACUGAAGAAAACAUUUUACGUUAUGACGGUAGGGAUGGGUGCUCCCUUGUAGAACGAUGCUAUGAAACUGGAGCUCCAACUGAGUACGCAAACCAUUCUUGGAUUGUUUUUCUUAAUGCGCUUUGAUGCUUCAUCGCUCUGCAAUCAUAUAUUAAGCUUUGGAUGCUUUAAUCUGCUUUUGUGAGA